This is a messenger RNA of Rhincodon typus (whale shark), 615 nucleotides long. RefSeq names its product selenoprotein e (gene selenoe). The coding region runs from base 183 to 449 and encodes 88 amino acids. The transcript has 4 exons. NCBI's taxonomy places the organism in Eukaryota, Metazoa, Chordata, Chondrichthyes, Orectolobiformes, Rhincodontidae. The record is from RefSeq and is a predicted model, not a curated record.
CCACGUGGUCCUCAGUUGGUCUCUUAGGGAAGAUGCUGUUGGCAUUGCUGUCAUGUGCUGUGGCAUUGACCAUCCAUCAUGCCAAUGGACAGAAGGCAGCAGAAGAGGUGAAUCUUGAAGAAAUGGAAAUAGCUCGAGCAACACUAGCUGCUCCUAGUUUGGUUGGAUGAUCGAUUAAGAAGAUGCCAGAGCUGUAUCAGUUUCUCCUGAACCGAUUGGCAUUGUAUCAUAAUCUGCAGUAUGACUUACAGGAUGACAAGGAACCUGAGCUCCUCUUCUACAACUUGAAGGAUGAAGUUGUUAAGAGUUACCUGGUAAGGGAUAUGACGGCCGACCAACUAUCUGCUCUUCUUGAGUCAUUGGGAUUCUACAAAAAAUCAGCAAAAGGAGAGGAAGUACCAAAGGAAUUCCAGCAUUUUCCACUGAAAGCUCCACGAGAUGAGCUGUAAGUCAGUGAAUGUCACUGUGGUGACUGCACAUUUAGAGGGACAAUAACUUCCCAAGUGCAUGGAUGAUGUUCGAGUCUGAAAGGCAGCCAAAAGUCAGGACUCAAGCUGAAUGUCUGCUUCUUGGUGUGGGAAAUGCUUCAAUAAAAAUAUAAGCACUCAUCCGUAA